AUGCCUCCGCCCAGAGAUCCAGCAGCACCGACGGCUGCGUCCUCCACGACGCCAACGCCAACGCCAACCCAAACCCCGCCGCUCUCCACGGCACCUUCUUCAGAUGCCAGUAAUCGUAAUACUAAUACCGACACGACCACCUCCUCGACAGCCACUCUCCAGGCCACGCCCGGCCCAUCACGAACGGUCACGGACACCGCCUCGCCGACGACACCUUCGACAAACAGGAACGACCAUCAGCGCAAGAGCCAUAGCCACAGCCUCCGGCUUCCCAGCCGCGUGUCCGCGCAGUCUCCAUCUACAUCCGCUCUGGCGUCGGCGCUUGCGUCCUCGCCGACCCGGCUCUCCAACACGAGCCCCCGCCAGUCGGAAGACGACGCCGGCCGGCACAAGCCCAAGAAACUCGUCAAGCGGCGCCACGACGGUGGCAGCCAGCGCACGCCCAAAGCCAUGGACUUUCCCGAGCGUUUAAAACAAAGCGAAGACGGCGGCGAGGAGGAGGUCAUCCGGCCCGUCGUCUCUGGCAACGGCGCCUUUUACAACAUGAACCAGAGCGUCUUCAACAUGCUCGCCGCCGCCGGCUCAAACAUUGACUUUAACAACCGAUUUGGAGACCACUCGAGCGAGGAGGAUGACGAUGAUGGCGGUGACGCAGAGGGCGGUGAUGGCGACGCUGCGCAGCGUCGGCACUUUGGCAGCGACGGCGCCGCUAUGACGGUCCUGCCCGCUGCCGGCUCCCAUAAGAAGAGCGGCAAGAAGCCCGCCAAGGACGUAUCCCAGUCGACCAUCUUCACACGCAACACCAGCAGCAGCAGUACUGGCAAGGAUGGCAAGGAUGGCAAGGACGGCGAACGUCGCUCGCGUUUCUCCGACAGCAGACUUAUGCGCUCGCUGCCGUCUCUGAAGCAAAAGCUUUCCUCGAGCAAACGCCGCUCGUCGUCCGGUCUGUCGUCCAAGUCGUCCAAGCAUGCAAGCGCAGGCGGCACCGGCGGCAGCCGCAUCCUCGAAGAAGACGAAGACGCCGAUGCCGAGGCAGAGAGCUCCCACACGCCGUCCUCGACCCAGACACGGCUCCCCCGCGGCAGCGGCGCCACCUCGGACGUCGAUGUCGCUGUCGGCUCCGCGCGCGGCUCCAACCACUCUCCGAGCAUCCAGGUCACGCGGGCGGAGCGCAGCAAUAGCGUCCGCAGCAUCCCUGUCAUGUCCCGUAUGCUCGAGGCCAAGGAGCUGGCGUCCCUGCGGCCCAGUUUCGACAUCGACCGGGACCGCAAGGCCGGCGACAAGGACAAGGGCGAUGUUGUCGAUGCCGAGGACGGCGGCCCGUCGGCACUGUCCCGCAAGUUGAUGGAAAUCUUCGAGUUCGACAAGCCGGAAGAAGUCAUUGAAGAAUACCCUUGCUGGCUGCUGCAGAGCGUCUUGCUGCAGGGCUACAUGUACAUCACGUCGCGCCACAUUUGCUUCUACGCCUACCUGCCCAAGAAGGCCAACGAGGUCGCCAAGUCGGGCUACCUGGCCAAGUCGGGCAAGCGGAAUCCCAAGUACAACCGGUACUGGUUCCGGCUCAAGGGCGACGUGUUCUCCUACUACCGCGACGCCAAGAACCUCUACUUCCCCCACGGCCAGAUCGACCUGCGCUACGGCAUCUCCGCCACCGUCUCCGACCAGGACAAGGACGGCGUGCACUUCCAGGUCGUCACGCACCACCGCACCUACUUCUUCCGCGCCGACAGCGCCGCGAGCGCCAAGGAGUGGGUCAAGAGUCUGCAGCGCGUCAUCUUCCGGUCGCACAACGACGGCGACAGCGUCAAGAUCUCCCUGCCCAUCGAGAACGUGAUUGACAUUGAAGAGAACCAGGCCAUGGUCGAGUUCACGGAGACGUGCAAGAUCCGCGUCAUCGAUAACGACGAGACGUUUGCCAUUGACGAGUACUUCUUUUCCUUUUUCGACUACGGCAAGGAUGCCGUGCGUGUUCUCAAGAUCCUCAUCGACGCCAACAACGUCAACAGCAACAGCAACAACAACGCCGAUUCCGACAACCAGAGCGGCCAAGGCACGCCCAGCCGCGCCUACGGUCGGCGCCUCGAUCUACCGUCGGCCGGCCAGGGCAUGGACGACCGCGUCUCGCAGGACUCGACCGGCAGCGUCGCCUUUGGCGCCGGCCAAGAGCGCAUGUCCAUGUCCAAGCCGCCUUCCAAGCUGCAGGACUCGGUACGCGCGACGCUCCUUUCGAUUCCUCCCACGGCAGCCAGCAGUCCGCGUGCCAGCGGCGAAAUCCCGCGCACCAGCUUUGAUGCGCUGCGCUCGUCCUUUAGCCCGACCCGUCGCAGCCUCGACACGAGCCAGGUCCUGCGGGCCAACCCGCCGCGCCGGAGCUUCAGCGAUCGGAUCAAAGGCGCGUCCGGCGAAAAGGUACAGCGCAAGGUCAGCCUGCGCAGCACAUCGGCCGCACAGCCGCAAUCGUCUGACCCGCAGGACUCGACCGAUUCGUUCAUGCAGUCGUCCGUGGAAGAUCCGAGCCAAAUCAGCUUUUCGAACAUGGCGGCCUCUUCCAGCGACGACCCCUCGGCCAGCCAGAUCCUGCACGGCAGCGACGUGUUCCAAAGCCCGACGGUCGAUGCAGGCUCGCCCCAUUCCGCAGGUCCCCCUCCAUCUACGUCUCGGCCCGCCGCCGCCGCCGCCGCCGCCGCCGCCAAGCCUCUACCACGCCAUUCUGCCACGACCGGCGACAUUCGCAAGUUCAAAGGUGCCGCUUCCGACGAAGUCGGAGACAACGAGGAGGGCCUGGCCCAGAACCUGGCCCGCCUUGGCACCUACCCUCUGCAGCGCGCUGGUGCCUAUGCUGGCUGGCUGAACCGCCAGUCGCGCCGCAUGAGCACCAUGCUGGCGACCGAGUCCAUGGGCUACGUCGAGAAGGUGUCGGGCAUGUGGAAGGGCGGCCGCCAGCACUACGACGACGCAUCUCUGACGCCGCACGCGGAUGCUGGCAUUCCCGACGGCGAGCCCGGCAUGUCCGUGGCGGACGCGAUCGUCUCCAACGAGCAUUUCCGCGAGCACUUUGCCUUGCCCGACACCGAAAAACUGGAGGCGACGUACUUUGGCUCCAUCAUGCGCGUGCUGCCCCUGUAUGGCAAGAUUUACGUCAGCCAGCGCUACUUCUGCUUCCGCAGCCUGGUGCCCGGUACGCGCACCAAGCUGAUCCUGCCGCUCAAGGACAUUGAGAACGUGGUCAAGGAAAAGGGUUUCCGCUACACGUACGCCGGCCUGGUGGUCGUGAUCCGCGGCCACGAAGAGCUCUUCUUUGAGUUCCACCAGGCCGAACUGCGCGACGACUGCGCCAUCACCCUGCUGCAUCUUCUCGACCGGUUCCGCUCGGCCAAGGAGUCGGGUGUCCUGAGCGACCAAGACAAGGCGGAAGCCGAUGUGGCCCUCGCUGAGCGCGAUGCGCUGAAAGAGGCCCGCGAGGAGGCCGCGGCGCGCAUGGACGACCACGCCGAGACGCCGGCCGAGUCCACCGCCGCGGCCGUCGCCACGGCCAAGGCGGUGGCUGCCUCGAGCGAAGCCAAAGCCGAGCGGCUGAACCGCAAGAUCCUGCGCCAGUCGGCGCUCAUGUCGGAAGCGCCCACGAUUCUCUUCGACGACCCGAAAGCGUCCUUUCUCAACUUCAAGCCCGCCAAGCCCCUGCGCAUCACGUGCCUCACGAUUGGCUCCCGCGGCGACGUGCAGCCGUACAUUGCGCUGGGGCGCGGCCUGCUGGCCGAGGGCCACCACGUGCGCAUCGCCACACACCCCGAGUUUGAGGGCUGGAUCCGCAGCCACGGCCUGGACUACGGACGCGUGGCGGGCGACCCGGGCGAGCUGAUGCGCAUCUGCAUUGAGAACGGCACCUUUACGAUCCAGUUUUUGCGCGAGGCCAACAGCAAGAUGCGCACGUGGCUCGACGAGCUGCUGUCCACGGCGUGGACGGCGUGCCAGGGCGCGGACCUGCUGAUCGAGUCGCCCAGCGCCAUGGCCGGCAUCCACAUUGCCGAGAAGCUGCAGAUCCCGUACUUCCGGGCGUUUACGAUGCCGUGGACGCGCACGCGGGCGUACCCCCACGCGUUCCUGAUGCCCGAGCGCCGGAUGGGCGGCGCGUACAACCAGUUCUCGUACGCCAUGUUUGAAAACAUCUUUUGGCGGGCGACGGCCGGGCAGGUCAACCGGUGGCGCAACAAGACGCUGGGGCUGCGCAACACGUCGCUGGAAAAGCUGCAGAUCAACAAGGUGCCGUUCCUGUACAACUUUAGCCCGUGCGUCGUGCCGCCGCCGCUGGACUACAGCGACUGGAUCCGCGUAACGGGCUACUGGUUCCUCGACGAGGGCACCAACAUCAAGAAGGCCAACAACAACAGCAGCAGCGAGCCCGAGGGGAACGAGGUGGCCGAGGCCAAGGAGCCGGCCUGGACGCCGCCGCAGGACCUGCUCGACUUUAUCGCCAAGGCGCGCAAGGACCGCAAGAAGAUUGUGUAUGUCGGGUUCGGCUCGAUCGUGGUGGCGGACCCAGCCAAGAUGACGCAGGAAGUGAUUGACGCCGUGCACAAGGCGGACGUCCGCUGCAUCCUGUCCAAGGGCUGGUCGGACCGGCUGGUGGCCAAGAAGGACGACAAGACGGAGGCGGCGGCAGAGGCAGAGGCGGAGGCGGCGACAGGACUUGUUCUGCACGCGGACCCGCCCGAGGACGUGCUGCCGGCGGAGAUCUUCCCCAUCAAGUCGGCGCCGCACGACUGGCUGUUUGCGCAGAUCGACGCCGCGGCGCACCACGGCGGCUCCGGCACGACGGGCGCGUCGCUGCGCGCCGGCAUCCCGACCAUCAUCCGGCCCUUUUUUGGCGACCAGUUCUUCUUUGGGAUGCGCGUGGAGGACCUGGGCGUGGGCCUCUGCCUCAAGAAAUGGGGCGCCAUGUCGUUUGCGCGCGCGCUCUGGGAGGCGACCAACUCGGAGCGCAUGAUCCGCAAGGCGGCCGUGCUGGGCGAGCAGAUCCGCGAGGAGAACGGCGUCGACACGGCCAUCCAGAGCAUCUACCGCGACAUGGAGUACGCCAAGUCGCUGGUGCGCGAAAAGGCCGUCAAGAGCGGGAUGCUGCGGAGCGGCGGCGGCACCGAACGCGCCGACCGCGGCCACGGCAAGAAUGACAACAACACCGACAGCGACGAGGAGGCGUACAACGACGAUGACGACGACGACGACGAGCCCGAGGAGAGCUGGACGUUUGUCGGGGACGAUGACCCGAUGCAGCAGUCGGUGAUCCUGACGCCAGAUGCCGGCCGCGCCAGCGGUGACGACGGCGUGGUGCAGCCGGCCAGCAGCGGUGCCGGUGGUAGCAGUGGCAGUGGCGGCUACAAGGCCUUGGGAAGCCGCAUUCUUGGCAUUGCGACGGCGCAGAAACAAUAA
Sporothrix brasiliensis 5110 is the source of this 5427-nucleotide messenger RNA. Its product is annotated as sterol 3beta-glucosyltransferase. Gene Ontology annotation, biological process: carbohydrate metabolic process. Gene Ontology annotation, molecular function: UDP-glycosyltransferase activity; hexosyltransferase activity. The record is from RefSeq and is a predicted model, not a curated record. The coding region runs from base 1 to 5427 and encodes 1808 amino acids. Lineage: Eukaryota; Fungi; Ascomycota; Sordariomycetes; Ophiostomatales; Ophiostomataceae. The transcript has a single exon.